UAUAGUCCGAGCCGCGCGCCUCCCCUCUGUUGCCGGGCUCCCUCCUUAGAAGCGCUCCGCGCUAAGCACAGCGCGGCUCAGAGGGCACCGGGAGCCGCCGAACCUCGGCGUCGGGACCCUGCACACGCCCUCGCGCGUUCGUGACGUCUGCGCGGCCGGCGCGCGAUUGGCUGGGGAGCAUGUGGCGCGCUGUGGCGCGGGCGCUGACGGUUGGGCGCGCGGCCUCGAGGGGCGGGCCCCAGGCCUGGGAGCCGGGCUUAAGGGUAGCUCUCGCGGAGCGCGGCCGCCUGAGGUAAGUGGUCCGGGUGGGACGUGGGUCAGGCGCGGAGGGGCGCGGAGGCGGAGCGCGCGGCAGCGGGGACCGAGCCGGCGGGCGCGGGUGGCGGGGGAGCCUGUCUCGGGGACCCGCGGUCACGGGCGCGGCGCCGUGUCAGGACCAGGGCCGCGGGCCGGGCGGCCAGCAUGCCGGAGGUGGACGUGGGCAAGCUGGACGCGCAGCAGACGCAGCUGCUGUCGGAGAUGUGCAUCCUCGUGGACGCGGACGACCGGCGCGUCGGCGCCGACACCAAACGCAACUGCCACCUGAACGCGAACAUAGACCGAGGGCUGCUGCACCGCGCCUUCAGCGUGUUCCUGUUCGACGCGGACGACCGGCUCCUGCUGCAGCAGCGCUCGGACGCCAAGAUCACGUUUCCCGGCUGCUUCACCAACUCCUGCUGCAGCCACCCGCUGAGCAACCCGCGCGAGCUGGAGGAGGCCGAGGCCAUGGGGGUGCGACGCGCGGCCCAGAGGCGCCUAGAGGCUGAACUAGGGAUCCCCAUGGAAGCGGUGCCUCCGGAGGAAAUGAACUACCUGACGCGAAUCCACUACAAGGCUCAGUCAGACGGCCUCUGGGGGGAACAUGAAAUCGAUUACAUCCUGUUCAUGAGGAAGAAUGUGAUGUUGAAUCCGGACCCCAAUGAGAUUAAGAGCUACUGUUACGUGACCAAGGAAGAGCUAAGAGAACUUCUGAAGAAGGCGGCCUGUGGGGAAAUCAAGCUGACCCCCUGGUUUCAGAUUAUUGCCGACGCUUUCCUCUUCAAGUGGUGGGAUAACCUGAACCACUUGGAUCAGUUUAUUGACCAUGAGAAAAUACACAGAAUGUGAAUGUGAAAAUGAAUGGUUAGCGAAAUAGUGAAAAAUUUCUCCACUUAGGAAACUUAACGUGAUUUUUUAGAAAUUUGGUUCCCCAUAAGAACUGGUCACUUGAAACCUUGAUACUUUAUAACCAGUAUUUGUUGAAAAUACAACCCACUUGUUAAUUUUUUGUCACACACCCCUAUAUGUGUGCGUUGUUGUUCAUAGAAGACACCUGUGAGAGGUCACUGUCAACACAGGGGGCAAGUUCGCAUUCCCUCCAAUCGCGUGGUCCUGACGCAGGAACAGCAGGUGAAGCUUUUCAUUUUCAGAGUGUUGAGAUGAUCCCGUCCGCGGGCGCGGAGAACGCCUCGCUCUUGCCAAACGCUUUACGAAUCAUCCCAUUCUUAGGACGGCCUAGAAGAACGUGCAGGGGAACCGCUCGCUUAGCUACUUCAGAGUAGUCCAAGUUAACUUCCGUAUGAGCAGAUGGAACUAGUGGAGGAGGUCCAAAAGAAAUUAAAUGCUGCAUGUCCUGAUUUCUGUCACUAAAUCUUUUGAAUAGUCUUCGCCAGGUAGUAAAGCGCGCGCUCCGGUGGACGGUGCACAGGCUGCUUGUCAGGUGGAAAUCGAGUCAGCAGGGUGAGGAUUUCUUACCUCAGCGCUGCUGACGUGGGUUGGAUCAUUCCCCGUGAGAAUUCAUCCUGUGUGCUGUGGGAUGUCUAGCUGCUGGGUUCUACCCACUCAAAGCCAUUAACACCCCUCCCCCUCUGACAGUCACCGUGACACCCGAUGCCAAGUAACUCCUGGAGGGCAGAGGCACCCCCAGUCAAAAACCACUUCUACAACAUCAGGCCGUAUUGUAGGGGGAAAAAAUUCGCAGAAAUACGACCGUCUGUGUUACCAAUUUGGGUUAUGGGAUGUGUAUAUAUUCAUACUUAAAUUACACCUUGACUGAGGUGCCUGGGGGUCUCAGUCGUUAGGCGUCUGCCUUCGGCUCAGGUCGUGAU
This is a messenger RNA of Enhydra lutris kenyoni (northern sea otter), 2126 nucleotides long. RefSeq names its product isopentenyl-diphosphate Delta-isomerase 1-like. The record is from RefSeq and is a predicted model, not a curated record. Gene Ontology annotation, biological process: isoprenoid biosynthetic process; isopentenyl diphosphate biosynthetic process. Gene Ontology annotation, cellular component: cytoplasm. The transcript is spliced from 4 exons. Gene Ontology annotation, molecular function: isopentenyl-diphosphate delta-isomerase activity. The coding region runs from base 463 to 1146 and encodes 227 amino acids. NCBI's taxonomy places the organism in Eukaryota, Metazoa, Chordata, Mammalia, Carnivora, Mustelidae.